GAGAAAAUGUGCUGCCGAAUUACUGCACACCCCUACGUGAUAUGGCAGUAUCGGCGAACAUACAUACCAAUCUGGCCUUGAUUGAGCUCCAAGCAAGAUAAGAGGUCUGCUAUUAUACCACGUUACACUCAAGCAAGAUGCGAAGAGGUGUGCGCUCUGCGACAGGAUGUCACGAGUGUAGGGCCAGACAUGUCAAGUGCGACGAGUCUAAACCUGCAUGUUCGAGAUGCAGCAAACGCAAAUCUUCAUGUACUUACGGCAAAAAGCUAGAAUGGCGUCACAAUACUAUUGCCAAACCCAGGACAACCACUAAAGAGGGAACUAGACGUCAGUCAAGUGAUCACGUCGCCGAGAAGUUGGUCGAUGCGAUGGGUCCAGAUUUGACGAUGGGCGGCCCAGUCUACGAGUCCUCGGGACUGCCACAAUUCAUGAACACAUCGGCAGUGCUUGAUGAGCUUGCUGAAUGGGACGAACAGUUUGCAUCAAUGUCCGCGAUCGAGUACAUGCCUGGCUUUGAUCAGUCAUUGGACUGGCCAACGUCCACUCCUUGGGCGACCGACCUUACCGAGCCCAUAUCCAUGGUCUCUGCGCCUCUUGACUGCGAACCGUCACCAAUGAGCUUCGACUUGAGUGUCGAUCGAAGCACUGCUCUGAUGAAUUUCUACUUCGAGAGGGUUGCCCCCGUGUUCUCCUGCUACGAUGGUGGUAAGAACCCCUUUCAUCAUCUCAUUGCACAAGUUUGGCGUAAUAGCACCCGGAGUCCCGCGGAGCACAACGUCCUAAUUGGUGCUAUCCAAGGUCUUUCAGCCGUUUUUCUGGCUAAGGAAGUUCCAUCGCUUCGAGAUGAGGCUCUGAAUCUGCAGAGGCAGACUCAGCAACAGCUUGAAGAAGUGCCUGAGGAACGAAGACAUGAUUCGAAGUACCUCUUUGCGCUUGUCUUGCUCGGUAUCAGCUGGAUGUAUAGUCAGAAUGUGCCAUCAUCAUUUCAGGCAUUGAAACGACUGCGUGAUAUCUUGCAGCUUGAGGCUACCAAAAGCACAACCGAGGCCCCGAAACUCCGCGAUCGUGAGCUUCGCUUCUUCUGGGGCCUACAGAUACAUUGUGAGGUAUUCUUCGCCUGUACAGAUGAAGUCUAUUGUCUCCCUUCCAUCCCAAUGCAAAUUCGAAUCGCUCAAGACGACCACACAACAAGCAUUUAUCCUCACCCUUUUACUGGUGUGGCGAACUCCAUCAGCACAGCACUCCUUGAGGUGAUACAACUUGUCAAAAGGCAACGGAGAUUGUCUAGGAGCCAUGCCUUUGCCUCUCGCAGGUAUCUGGACGAUCUUCAAGACCUGAUGGAUGAAGCCGUAGCUCUUGAGCAGCGCGUGUUCACGCAAUCCAUACCUGGUGUAGAGAAUAUCGAGGAUCCCGGAGAUCCUGCUACACCAAUUGAGCAUCUCGUCAAGAUGGCAAGAUGUCAUCAUGAGACGGCGUUGCUUCAGCUAUAUCGUGUCUUCCCUGACCUACUCAGCCAACGCUUGGGUCUAGACGAGGACAAUGUAGGUCAGGACUACACACAGACCAUGAAGGCUGCGAUAGAAAAGCAUUGCUUAAACAUGGCAAUGCAUAUUCUAGACACGCUGUCAUCCAUACCUGACACGUCCAGCACGACACCCUUCCAAACGAUAUUGUUGCUGUCCACUUCUAGUGAGCUCAGAUUCAUUCCUGACACGCAACUGGAUAUCGAGGAAGCUCAGCUCAAGGAAACGCCAUUCGGAAGAGAAGCCGUGUCAUCCACCUUCCCAUCUAGCAUAGGCUUGGCUGAGCUCGAGAAGAAUAUCCAGAUCAUGGAUGCACGCGACUUUGUGGUCAAGCGGCUGAGUACUUCACAGCAGUCUAUUCCAGGCGACAGAUUGCCCAAAUUGCUUGGUAUAGUGAGAAAGAUCUGGUCUUUACUCGACAACAGCGGAAGAUUUGAGGCAGCCUAUUGGUUUGACGUUGUCAUGCAAUAGUAACGAGUAUAGGUUACGGGCAUUCGAAACAAGGCAACUGUAGCCGCUUCGCAGCGGGAUGGCCCGCGCCCCACUUCAAGGACAGCU
Messenger RNA from Aureobasidium subglaciale EXF-2481, 2081 nucleotides. RefSeq lists its product as uncharacterized. Gene Ontology annotation, molecular function: zinc ion binding; DNA-binding transcription factor activity, RNA polymerase II-specific; transcription cis-regulatory region binding. The record is from RefSeq and is a predicted model, not a curated record. Gene Ontology annotation, biological process: positive regulation of transcription by RNA polymerase II. The transcript has 3 exons. The coding region runs from base 138 to 1994 and encodes 618 amino acids. Gene Ontology annotation, cellular component: nucleus. Lineage: Eukaryota; Fungi; Ascomycota; Dothideomycetes; Dothideales; Saccotheciaceae.